This is a messenger RNA of Pteronotus mesoamericanus, 6343 nucleotides long. It is a transcript of the gene DCAF7, whose product is annotated as DDB1 and CUL4 associated factor 7. The transcript is spliced from 7 exons. Gene Ontology annotation, cellular component: nucleus. The record is from RefSeq and is a predicted model, not a curated record. NCBI's taxonomy places the organism in Eukaryota, Metazoa, Chordata, Mammalia, Chiroptera, Mormoopidae. Bases 247 to 1275 code for a protein of 342 amino acids. Gene Ontology annotation, molecular function: protein binding.
GGCAGCGUCUCAAACGGAAGGUGGUUGUUGUCUGAGCCCAAGCAGGUUUGAAACUGGGGGUCGGGCCGGCGGCCGUGGUUGUCUGUUGCCGAGGCCCCGCUUCCGGGCUAGGUCGUCCCUGCCCACCCCGGCCCCGCCUCCCUUCGGACCCCUGGGUCCCUGGCCCGGCUCCCCGUCCGACCGCGCGCCCCGCCCGCCUCAGCCCGCUGCCGACCCGGCCCGCACUGCGGCCCCACGGCAGCCACCAUGUCCCUGCACGGCAAACGGAAGGAGAUCUACAAGUAUGAAGCGCCCUGGACCGUCUACGCCAUGAACUGGAGCGUGCGGCCUGACAAGCGCUUUCGCCUGGCGCUGGGCAGCUUCGUGGAGGAGUACAACAACAAGGUUCAGCUUGUUGGAUUAGAUGAAGAGAGCUCGGAAUUUAUUUGCCGAAACACCUUUGACCAUCCGUACCCCACCACAAAGCUAAUGUGGAUCCCUGACACAAAAGGUGUCUAUCCAGACCUACUGGCAACAAGUGGUGACUAUCUCCGAGUGUGGAGGGUUGGGGAGACAGAGACCAGGCUGGAAUGUUUGCUAAACAAUAACAAGAACUCAGAUUUCUGUGCUCCUUUGACCUCCUUUGACUGGAAUGAGGUGGAUCCUUAUCUUUUAGGUACUUCCAGCAUCGAUACCACUUGUACCAUCUGGGGGCUGGAGACAGGGCAGGUGUUGGGGCGAGUGAAUCUUGUGUCUGGCCAUGUGAAGACCCAACUGAUUGCCCAUGAUAAAGAGGUCUAUGAUAUCGCAUUUAGCCGGGCUGGGGGUGGCAGGGACAUGUUUGCCUCUGUGGGCGCUGAUGGCUCGGUGCGGAUGUUUGAUCUCCGCCAUCUAGAACACAGCACCAUCAUUUAUGAAGACCCACAGCAUCACCCGCUGCUUCGCCUCUGCUGGAACAAGCAGGACCCUAACUACCUGGCCACCAUGGCCAUGGAUGGAAUGGAGGUAGUGAUUCUGGAUGUCCGAGUUCCGUGCACGCCCGUCGCAAGGUUAAACAACCACCGAGCAUGUGUCAAUGGUAUAGCUUGGGCCCCACAUUCAUCUUGCCACAUCUGCACUGCAGCGGAUGACCAUCAGGCUCUAAUCUGGGACAUCCAGCAAAUGCCCCGAGCCAUCGAGGACCCUAUCCUGGCCUACACAGCAGAGGGAGAGAUCAACAACGUGCAGUGGGCAUCGACUCAGCCAGACUGGAUUGCCAUCUGCUACAACAACUGCCUGGAGAUACUCAGAGUGUAGUGUGGAGGCGCCAUGCCCAUGAGGCAGCGGCUUAUGUGUUUCCUGCCUCUGCCCCACCCCAAAGUAAGAAGAAACAUGUUUCUGGUGGCCAGUGUGUCUUUCAUUGCUUUUCACCCACUAUUACCAGAAACUGCUCUAGAUGUUCCUGGCCAGUCACCCCAUCACUGUCUGUGCCAGACUCAGUUUUGUGUGAUGCCUCCUCAGCCCAGGGCUGAGUUUUAAGAUUUUUCUCUCCUUUCCUCUUCUUUGGCUCCUCAAUUAAAAAUUUCUGUAUAUUUGUUUGUCAGCCAUUGUGUUAAUGAACAUUAUAGGCACUGGCUGUGUUUGUAUUCAUCUGCCCCAGAUGUCUCUGUCUGUCUGUUGCCCAAGGCAGCAACCUGUGUCCAUGUCCCUGUUAGCACUUAAGUGGGAACAAAUAACCAAUUUGAAGUUGUCUUUCCUCCUCUUAUCUAUGUCUGUAACAAAUUUCAACUUUGUAUAUUUUUUAUCUAUCAGGCUAAUUUUUUUAUGAAAAGAAUUUUACUCUCUGGCAUCUUCCUUUGUUUGUAGUCCUCCAUAUUAGCACCUUCCUCUCUUCCCUCAGUGCCUGGAGCUGGCACUGGGCUCUUGACCCUGUGAGCAGUUUGCCUUCUUGAAUCACUGCCUGAGCAGAAUGGACCUGACCGGGAGUCCCAAACCGCCCUGGUGCUCUGAAGUUGGCCAGCUCUCACCCCUUUUCUCAGCCUGGCUCUUCUCAAGGGCAUACUGGGCUCCAAAACAAAUGUGUGAAGCCUACUGUUACUCCCUGAAGUACCUCUGUCCAACCCCACAGGAACCUACGGAGAACGUGCUAGAGCUGAGGUAGGCUGGUUGGGGACUUGAGGAGAAUAGUUUCAGGAAAGCUGAGCCUGGAGCAUAUUUCCAGUACAUAGUUUCAGAGUCUGUUUUUCACUCCAAAUAAAAGCCCCAGAUGAUUCUCGUUUGUAUCUUGAACAAUAGACAAGAAUAAUCCAUAAGCUGAACUUCGGUAUCUCUGUUUAGUUUACUGUGACUGGUAAUAUGUCAGCCACUCUUUGGAUUUAGUGCCCUGAGGUGAGAAACUCCUGCUUGAGAGGCCCACGACCUGUGUGUCUAACCCUGAAUAAAGUCUUUAGAGUGUGGGGAGAUGUCAGCUCUAGUAAGGGAGGGACUGAUAGGCCAUCAUGAUUUCAGGCCAUCAAAUAAAUAGAUAGCUACAAAAAGAAUCAGAGACCCCAGGGUCACCCAGUUAACAGCUCUAUGCACAGCUGUCAACCUCCCUGCCUCCAGUUUAGGUUCUGAGCAGUAUUGGCUGCAAGUGUCUAUUUCCGUUACGUGAGUAAGUUCCACAGAGGGGGCUUGUGUGUGGCUCUGGUUGUAGGCUGAGUUUGGGACAUGCUCAGAGUCUGGGCAGGAGUCUUCCUGGUUUGUUGUGCUCUGCCUGGCAGGAGGUUUCUGAGACCUUCGGAGGGUAGCAGACCUUAAGGCUGAUGGUUUUGUCCACUUAGACUCUUGCCUGCUUUGUUAUUCUGAGCCCUGUGAGAGCUUUCCCGUUGUCUUCCUUUUCAGAAGCAGAUAUAUUUAUAUCCCCAAAGUCAUAGCUCUUUGCUUUACUACACAGGGGCUUGUCCCAAAGUAAAAAGGUCUUUUUUGUCAGGGUAUUUCCUUUUCUACCUUUUUACUUUUUUAUUUUGGUUUUGGGACUCUGGCGGGUCAUCUGCUUGAGGUUUACUCUCCUGCGUUGACCACCAGACUUGCAGUAUGUCAUUUGGAGAUGUAAAGUGAGCGGUUCUUGGUCAGAACCCUCCUCUGCUUGCAGUUGUGUUGGAUGGUUCCAGCGUCCUUUUCUCAAGGGUAGCAAGUCUAAAUUGAUGGUUGCUUGCUCUAGGAGGUCGACAGUUCCCUCCUGCGGAAAAGGGUCUGAAAAGGAGGUUAGAAUGGUAGAGGGACCUGGUCCUGCUUGGCAGGGCUUAAGUAUAUUGAGCUCCGAUUUAAGAUUCCUUUCCCAGUCUGCACUUAAACUGGUCUGAAUAGUGAGAAGAUUUGUCAGCUAGAACUUGAAAAAAACCUGAAGGAAAAAGUUAGUUAACAAUAAUUAGAAUAUAUUUGGGUAAAGUUGCUAUUUAUUCAUCUACAGCUUUUGAUUUUUUCCCCCUUACCCUGUGGACUCCCAGCCCUAUGACUGUCCGUAGGCCCUGUGGUGCUGUCCUCCUCCUCACACCCCCAUCUCCCUGAGCUAACACACACUCACAGUGGCUGGGAUGCUGGUAUUUGGUUCCUAUCCUUUAUGUCACAGGCCAAAUGGCCUCAUAGUUGAGGAGGGGAUUUCUGUAGUCUCGAGAUUCAGAAAACCUCUUAGCCAGACAUGUUCCAGGAAGCAAAGAUCUGUUGUAGUUUCAAGAGCAAGUGUCUGUUUAAUUUGCUUAGAUUCUCAAAUUGACAGCCAGAGAGCAUGUGUCUGCUCUGGAUCUGCUCUCCUGGAAUGUGAGCAGAGCAGCUGCCAGGAUGCCAUUGGACAGGCCACUGCAGCACUUCUGGGCUCUGGCUCCGAUGGCCCUUUGGCUUGUUCUUGGCCCCUGAGCUGAAGCCACCUUUUGUUUCUCUUGUCUUCCCUGGGGGAAGUGAAGGAAGAUGCUGAAUAAAUUUGGCCUCAGCUUCCACAUCAGAGAGCAAUGGGUAACAGUCCUUCCAAAGCUUGAGUGUUUACUCUCAAGAGAGUUGGAACUGUUUCCUUCCAGGGAGGAAGAGGACUUGAAGAGGGAAGAUAUUUGAUAACUAGAUGAGAAUUUCUUAUGAGAACAGGAUGGGCUCUCAGAGAACUGGUUAAGUUUUGGGAAGAAACAAAAAAUUGAGAUUUCUACAAGGUUUUGAUGAUUGUUAUGGCUGAAAUUUUAGAAGGAGAUGUAGAAUGUGGGAGAAAAUCAAUGUAAGUGUUGCUUUAGAUCAAAGGAGAAAAUAUUAGAGGGCAGUAAUGGCCUGAGGUGGGGAAGUAUUCAGACACUCUGCUGUGUGGUGGGUGUCAGGGACCAUUCAUCAGCUGUCUGUGAUGCUGGGUAACUGUGGGGACAGGGUGACAGCUCAGGGCAAAGGAGCCCCUCCCUGCAGUGAUGCAGCCAUGCAUGAUUUUGGUAGUAGAAAUCUUCAGGUCUUGAGUCCCGUGAUUGUUCCAGACUGUGGCUCCUGGCUGUGGGUUUAUAGAGAGCUGGAGAAGCAGAGGUUGAGAACACCCAUGCUGACUUUCCCCCACCUCUCCCUUUUCUCUUCUUCUUCUCUUCCCUCUCCCUUUCCACUGUAGAACUUUCUCCCUGCUGCAACCUGGGCCUUGAAUUCCUAGGUUAUAAGAAUAUGUAGGAGAUGCAAGGUUUUCCAAACAUGGGAGGGCCAGCCCAGGACCACCUCUCCGCUUUCCUCAGUUUGAGAAUAAGGCAGUUCCUUCAACUGCCUGGCUUGGGGAAAGGGAGUCCAUUGUAGUAGAAGUUUCAAAGCAGACUCUCCCCUUUACUCCGUAUAUUCCAGGAGGAGGAAGGAGGGCUAUGCUUGGCACUUCAUUUGGGUUUUCCAUGGGAGGAAAGCUGGACUGAGCAGUCACUGUGAACUUGGGGCCAGGCUCUCUAAGAAUUGCCUUUUCUGUACUGGAUGAACCAGCUACUGGAAAAGUCUCAUGUUGCAGAGCCUGGCCCACCUGCCCUACCUGCACCCUUUUCUCCCGCAGUGGUCACUGCUGCUAAUGGUCUAAGGCAAAUAUAUAUGGGCCAGGUCCUCUCAGGCAACCCUCUGGAUGCUAUUUUUUAAAUAUAGGACAUGCAGGUGCCUUUCCAAAGAGGCUUGCACUGGUAUAUCAAAUCAGAAACAAAUAAGCUAUUGAAAGUAUGAACUCAAGAAGAAAGAUGUUGGCAGUCUGUGUAACAGCUGGAAAACUUGUAAGUGCCCACCUUUGGGACAAGUGAGUGAAUAUGAACUUGUGAUAUCUGCUAUUUAAAAGAAAUGUUCUCACCUUGGGUUGAUUGUGGUGUACAGUAUGUUAUGAAACUUGUUGAGCUAAAGCUUUGACUUGCUUGAGUCAAGUAUGAAUCAUUUGCUUCGGUUCCUGUGUAUUUUAUGAACCCCCUCCCCAUCAGUGACUUUUCAUCCCUCCUUCCCCUAGUGUGAAUUUGUAGCAUGAUUGUACAAACAUCUAUGUAGAAAAUGGAGAUUUCUUGUUCUCUGAAAUGUUACGCUCCAGCCAAUCAGUCUCUGUCCCCUUUAGCCUAGCGUGUCUGAGCUUACUUUCUUGUUAUAUAUUUAAACUUUUCCUCUAUACUGUAGGUUCUGUAGCAUCCUAUGGUCAGGUGGAGAGGAAGCUGCCCCUUACAGAACUGUACUGUAACCAUUUUUCUUUUUAAGAUAUUUUCACAGGACUGAUUGUACACAGGGCUUAUAAUAAAAUUUUAACACUGUGCUGUGAAACCACAAUGGUAAAUCCCCAUUGAAGGCUAUUUCAAAGGCACCUCAAAGUGGAGUGUUAUGUCUAUGACUUUAUUUCUUGCUUAAUUAGGUAUAUUAAACCUAAGUUUCACCCUCCCACUCUGUUUCAGCCUCCUGUGUAAGACCGUAUUUUCUGUCCAUCAUACUUUGUAAUAAAACUUGAACAUGUAUAGGUUGAUUGAAUUUCUUCUUGUGAUAAAUUCAGUUGUUCCCAUUCUGCCACUAUGGUCAUGUUUCAGAGACAGUGGGUGGGGGAUUAGACUCUACCCCAGCUCAUCAUUAUCUGGUAGCCUGACUUAUCAUCUUAAAACACAAAGCACCUACUCCAUGCCAGGGACCAUGCCAGGAAAUUAUGAUGGUUCAGUGACCCUCAGUUGUUCUCAGUCUACCAGAGGAGACACCCACAUAAACAAGUACUGUCAGUGUUGUGCAAUAGCAGGUGUGUUCAGGCCUACUGGUAGCCCUGAGGAGUUGGUGAUCACCUAGGAUCAGGUGGGAGCCAGAGAGCGUCAGGGUAAUCCUCACAAGACAACUAAGUAGGAGUUCUCUUGGAACAGUGAAAGGCAUUUAAAGCAGAGAAAACAUCCAGGUAUCUAUAAAUGCAAGA